AUGGACACUGGCGGUCUUGCUCAAAUGACUUACAACAACAACAUGUCCUUUAACACCCCUUCCCUCGGCGUUCCCGGGUCUGGAUUUGCUUCUCGUGGCAAAGGCUCGCAUAUCAAACGUCUCAGCGUUCCGCAUCCAUCCAAGCUCGAGCAGCGCGACGAUGCUCAUGGAUCCGUCUCAACCCCACGCACAAGUCGCUCUCACCUACUUGCAGGCUUGAGAACUGCCCCCAAACAGCCAAGCACUCCCUCUACCGCCCCAUUGAUGCAAGAACAUUCUCGCCAGAAUGGAUUUCGCGGGCUGCAGAAUUAUGGUGGUCACUCCAAUGCAUACCUUGGCGGUGUACCGCAGACGGCUACAGGAGUUUCAUUCAAUCAUUCAAAGUCUUAUAGCAGCGGAAGUACCGCUCAGACCUACGGGCAGAUGUACUCUCUGCCCGAACAUGUUCUUGCUCCACCCACUCUGGACCAUAUCCUCGAGGAAAAUGGCGAACCCAUGGACGAGGCCUUGUACGCAGAGCUAGUCUCUACGAACUUAUACCUCGCCGCUCAACAACAGCGUCUGCAGCAGCAGCUUGCUAGCUCUUCAUCAGCAGCACAGCAACAACAAAUCUUCUCCCCACUGCCUAAUAUGGGCUUUUAUCAACAACAGGCCCAGCACGGCAUGCAGCCCGUAGUUCAGCCCGUACCAGGUAAACCUGGCGUGUUUUCAGUGUACAACCCAAUGACGGGGCAGCAGAGCUAUGUGGUCGACAACAGUGUAUAUGACGACGUGCCACUGUCUGCUGCGCCAACUACCACCACCUAUGAAGACCAGAUCCGUUCACCAGUCGAGGCCAACUCAAACAGCGGCAGCUUUCACGCACAGGCUAAUGUCAAUUCAAACGGCCACACGAACGGAAACACACACUCAAUGUUCCGUGCUUCCGCUCGUGUCUCUCCACCCCCAACGGAAUCCCGCCAAUCCCCCGUCCGCAAUCAUUCCUCCACACCAUCUACCCGGAACCCCACGCCUCCACGUGAGGCCCAGCCUCAGUUCCAACCACAGCAGCAGGCUCGUCAAUCACCACCCCUUCAGUCUCCUGCCCCUGGUAUCAAGCGUGAUCACAAGAAAUCUCUUUCUUUAGCCGUCAAGCUUAUCAACGAAACGGCUCGAUCUAGCGGUAAUGGCUCCUCCACCCCCAAAUCUGCGAUGUUCCCACAAACCCCUGCCUCCGCCGGACCCGGUACCUUUGGGCCCGGCCAAGGCCGCGCUGGAGAACACGCAAUCCGUCAACCCCGUGGACCACCACCGCUCGAGGAAUUAGUUGCCAAACCAACGACUAAACAUGAGGGAAGCAAGAACUUUGCUACCCGCCAGCGUCGUAGGGCAGUACACAGUCUUGUGCGUGCUAGACUAGAACGGAACACGUCCACUUCCACCUCCAACGGCAAUUCACACAGCACAGGUGGCAGUGUGACUCCAUCAAGCGAACAUGGGAAUGAACAUGAUGGCGAUGGUGAAUUCUUUUCUCCAUCCGAUGGUGAUGCCGAUAGCAGCUCCUCUCUAUCUGGUCGACGAAGUUUAGGAAGUCUACGCGCCGCUGCCAACGGAGCAAUCGGCUCUGAGAGAAAACAGUGUGCCGUCGGCAGCAAUAACGGAGCGGGAGAGCUCGACGCUGGCCGUAGGAAGAUGCCGAUUAUGGUUCUAUCGAACGCCGAGAAAAGAAAAAGCCCUGUUAUGUAG
This is a messenger RNA of Microsporum canis CBS 113480, 1725 nucleotides long. RefSeq lists its product as hypothetical. Bases 1 to 1725 code for a protein of 574 amino acids. The transcript has 2 exons. Lineage: Eukaryota; Fungi; Ascomycota; Eurotiomycetes; Onygenales; Arthrodermataceae. The record is from RefSeq and is a predicted model, not a curated record.